This is a messenger RNA of Monomorium pharaonis (pharaoh ant), 4879 nucleotides long. RefSeq names its product nuclear pore complex protein Nup160 homolog (gene Nup160). The coding region runs from base 1 to 4221 and encodes 1406 amino acids. Gene Ontology annotation, molecular function: structural constituent of nuclear pore. The record is from RefSeq and is a predicted model, not a curated record. Gene Ontology annotation, cellular component: nuclear pore. The transcript has 14 exons. NCBI's taxonomy places the organism in Eukaryota, Metazoa, Arthropoda, Insecta, Hymenoptera, Formicidae.
AUGGUAGAGUUCCCGCUGGGAUAUCGCGAGGUUGUGCCGGAUCAGACUCUGCCAGAGAAAUGGAAGGAGAUCACUCUAAACACAGGUGGAAGCCAAAGUACAUUACAAGAUAUAAAAGUACCAGAGAGGGCAGGUGGCUACUCAUACAAAGAUUCUUCCAAGUAUUUUACUCGCAACCGCUUUAUUUAUUGGCGCAUUUGCCAUGAUGUACUUGAACUGGUUGAACAUAGCUUGGACAUUAAUCUUGCCAACUGUCGUGUGAGAUACAAAUUUACAGAUACUCCGAUUCUAGAUGGAAUUUCUAUUCAUGAGACAGUGAACUCUGUCAUUAUUUUGAUUGUCACUGUUUCCAGCAUCCACAAGCUAUCUUUUUCUCACCCGGAUAAGAUUCACAAUCAGGAAAACCUAUUGGGCACAUAUACUGACCUCAGUGUACAAUCGAUAUUCAGUGAAGCCUCUGCACAAAAUGCCAGAGAUCCUCAUACAUUUCACAUUAUUUCUAACGCUGGAGCCACAAACUCUCCAGUGCCUCAUGCAGCUGCGUCGUGGCUUACAUUGCCGCAAGAAAAGGCACUGUUCGCCCUUGCGUACAGUUCUGCUACCAUAUUGCUCCUGAGGCUAGACACGCUCACGGGUUUUGUGAAUACCAGCGAGUUGAAACAAGACUCGAUAAUGCCCAAAUUCUUAAGUGGCAUAGCUACUGCGUUCAGAGGUCGCAAUACCGAGGCACACGUUGCUAUGUCUCUUGUCAUACACAGUUAUGGUAAUGACACCUAUCUAUUUGCGUUGUGUCGAGAGGGCAACAUACGUGUAUGGUCUUGCGACAAGACGCAAUGUAUAGCUGUAAUGGAUGCAGCAACUGAAAAUCGUAUGGUGUCUCAAGGCGCGCAAGGCCACGUCCUGAGGAAAGCUUUGGGCAACGAUAACGAAUUAUAUCUUGGAACUUUCUUAAAAUUUAGCACAGGAUGUGAAUUUAGCAUUCUGAAGCCCGUGCAGGAUAAUGGCAUACUCAAGUUUGUUAGAUUAUGUACGUUAUAUGCGCCGGAUCAACAUCUGGUGGACUUUGCGUUUACGCCAACUAGAUUGUGGGCCGUGUGGAGAACUAUAGAUAUGGACGCGGUAGCGGUAACGCACGCACAGUUACCGCUAGCGCAUCGUAUCAAUCCCGAAUGGGAGACCGCGAUCUUGGAGCAAGCGCGCGAUAGAGAUUAUAUUGUAACUGAACCUGGAACGGAUCCACGGGAAGCAUAUAUCAAUUACAUCUUUCACCCUGGACAAUUUUCAUUAGCAGACAUCACAAAAGCUCUAAGCAUUUACAGAAGGUCCAAUGUAGUAACAGAAAUGACAUUUUCACCAGCCGUCUUGAAAGAACGAGUGUGCAUGGCUGUGGAAGCUGAGAUGCAGGCGGAAGUGAUGGAUUACGUGAUUAUGGACGAGGAUUAUCUCGAGAUCGCCAAUCGAUGCUGGUCGAAAUUUUAUUCGUGCGUCGUCCAGUAUCACGCCAACGGUACUCGUCCUGUGGGUCUGUUACUCCUGCCGAGUGUUUACGGCGUUGUGUUGCUAAAAAAAUCUUCGUUCUCACUUCUAAGACCUAUGGAAGCUUUAGAGCAUUUGAUCCUCUGCAACGACAAGUCCUACAUCUCUCGAUUCAAGACAACGCCCGUUUUGUCGCAAGACGAGGACACAUGCCAAGAUUUAAUCGUGCUGAUGUCCUCAUUGGUCAUGCUAGGAGAGCAGUUAUCUGAAGAGACCAAAACAGAAAUCGAGAGAGAAUUGUACCAUCUAAGAAGUCCAGAUAUCAUAAUCGAAGAUUUGCUAUCGAAAUUAAUGGUGGAACCCGACGAUCCGCUGACGGAUUUUGACUUCCAAUCGGAACUCUGUCAUAAACUGAGUAACGUUAAAGACAUAUCGGGUGCUAUGGCUAUGUUACUGGAGGCUUUAACAUACGAUCUCGGGCAGCCAAAUAAACUACAAUUCGAGGACGAUCAUGAAACUUCAAAAAUCGUAUUGAACGUCAGUCAUCUGUUCGGUAGUCAGCUAGGAAUUUCCGCGGUAGCGGAAACCAUAACGCAGAUAGCGCUCUUGAGAUUCUCCAUCUGCAGAGAUCUGUUGAUGCUGCAACAACUCAUACUGUUGCGUCCCGAGAUAUUUAAUUCGAAAUCUUUACAUACUAUAAGGUCAUCGUUGGCACCGAGAACCGUUGUACUUACUCAAGCUUACUACGUUGUCACGUGGAUAUGCGAAUCGACGGCAACGUAUACUCCUUCGCAAUCAUUACUUGAAUCCAGCAUUCAGCGUCUUUCAACCCUUAAGCUUGUCGAUUCGCGAAUUAAUGUUGGACAGAGGCAGCAUCGAUCUCUCUCGCUGUUAGAGUUAUUUAUUCAUAGCAGCGGCGCGAAACAUGCUCAUAUUCUGAUGGCUCAAACGAAUAUGGACCCAAUGACUCUGAUACCUUGGCAUUACAGUAUGCUGACCCAUGUGACGCUUAUCGCACAACUUGUUUGGCCGAUAUCUGGAAACUUUAUCUUCCCCGAAUGGUUACUCUCCAGUUGCCAAUUCCUGCUUGUUCAGGAAUAUGUGAGACUUUUGAAUACAUGGUGCGAGUGGAAUAGCGCCUCUAGGAAAUUUAUAUUGGCGGUUGCCUUACUAGAAAUGGGAGAGAUACAAAAGGCGUGUGAUCACUUUCUUCGUGCUUCCAACGGGAUAUUAACCGACAUGUUUUUAGUGGAUGCCUUACUCAACUCUAACGUAACGUCAAGGAAUAAAGAUUUGGUUCAUUAUUACUUGAAAAUUAUCAAGUUGUUCGAGGAACACAAUGCAUCCGACUGUAUCAUAGAGAUCGCCGAAACGGCAAUAGCGACCGCCGACACGGACGAUCCAAACUUGCCGACGCUUCAUUCCAUAAUAUUCGCGCAGCAUUUGAGUCUGGGUCACCACACAGAAGCUUAUCAUUGCUUGAAUGCAAAUCCAGAUCCUGUGCGCAGAGUUGACUGCCUGCGGCAGUUGGUCGUUACGUUAUUCGAAAAAAAAUUAUUAAUAGAUUUAAUUUCUUUUCCCUAUGUCGAUAUGUAUGAAGACCUCGAGAGAAUAGUAGAAGGUAGAGCUAGAAGUGUCGACCUUAUGGAAAAUAAUUAUUAUAAUUUUCUGUACAGUUUCCAUAUCAAUAAGCAAAAUAUGCGAAAAGCCGCAUCCAUAAUGUAUGAACAAGCUAUGCGUUUGAGUCAAGAACCUCAUUCCGCACCGAUAAUAUCGAAGCAGGCGCAAUGUCUACUGGCGUGUAUUAAUGCUUUGCAUCAUGUGAACGAAAAGUACAGAUGGAUUGUAAGGCCUGUAAUCGAUCAGAGCAGUCCUGGCGACAUAAAUUCGUCGAAUCCACAGAAAAAAAGAAGUAUUGAUGGAAAAGAGGUGUUACAUUACAAGAUAAAGAAACAAGUUGAAGUUCUCGAGUUGGAUGAUAUCAAGAAAGAGUAUUAUAUAGUAGAUGCAAGAUUAAAAAUAUCGAAAGUAAAUUCGGAAAUACAUAUAGUUGCACAUACUGAACUGUCUGAUCUUAUCGUUACUUUAUGUAGCACUGGUUUAUACGCAACGGCAUUACACUUAUGUGAUGAAUUUAAAGUUAGUAAAGCCUCUGUACUCAAAAGUUUGACUUCUCAAUGCAUCAAAUUAACCCAACAUGAGGAUUCAAACGCCUGGGACUGGCUAAUACAAAAUGAUAUAUUUGAUAUUGGAAUAUCUAACACAACUAUUACAAACACCGCGUGGAGAUUGUUGGAGUACUUUACAUUGAAGCACGAAAAUAGUGAUAACUGCGAACUACAUAGAGCUGUUGCACAAAAAUUACUGCAAGAUGGAGCUUUUCUGCCACAGUGGUUAUUAAUAUCAUAUAAAAAGCGAAACGCCUCGGAGCUUCUUCGUCUCAUGCUAAAUACCGGUCGAUUAGUGGAAGCCAGCGACUUAGCGAUAGAUUAUAUUAAUGCGGUAUUAGGCAGUGGUAAGGAACAUUUUGGUCUUGAAAUGCCAUUAGUAGCUACCGCGCCGCCCAUUUGGUUACCGCUUAAUACCAUAGAAGUACUUUUGAAUGAAUUGGAGCAUUUACGUAAAGACUCGGCUCAUAUAGAGAGCUAUGAGAGAUUAAAUUCAACAUUAAAGAAAUAUCUGGAGACGGUAGAACGCGUUUCGGAAGACAUGAUUAAAAUGAAAAUAAUGAACGAACAAUCCUAGUAAAUCAAGCAAACUUUUUGUAUCUACAGUUCGCGUAUCAUCUCUCAACUGGUCUCCUGUGAUGUACAUACUUGUGUCAAUUUAUAUUAAUGCAGUAACUGCAAACAGUAUAAAAAAAUUAUCACUUAUUUUUUAAUUUUGAUUUUUUUACGUCCAUUAAACAGUGAGUUUUCCAUUAUGUAAUAAGGGAAUUUGUUUGCGUGGUGAUUUAAAGUGCCAAGAAGAUUGUAAUAUACUUUACACAUCUUGUUAGAAUACAGUUAAUGGUAAGGAUGCUUUGUUGAAUGUUUAGAUUUUAAUCUUAAAUUAUUGUUUUUUGUUACAUUUCAGUAUUUAUUAUUAUUCCUACAGCUUUAGAAAAGCUGCAGAUUGCAUGUAAUGAAGUUAGGUAUAGACGUUAUCAUGUUCCCCCAUUUGUAUGUUGCAAUUUCUGCAACCUUACCUCUUCUGUAAUCUAACAAUGUUUAUUGUGUACAACAUUCUCAUUAAAGACUGUUCCUGAUUUGCGUCAUUCUGAAUGAUAGCAUAACAUUAUUAUACAUAAGAAAGUAAUAAUUUCUUCCAUUUUUACAUUAAACUUCAACAUCAACAAUUUUUUUAUUGUUUACCUCGCAUUUUAAGAACGAUGAUGUAACUCUAUGAUUAUAACCGAUAUUUU